This is a messenger RNA of Alosa alosa (allis shad), 1313 nucleotides long. Its product is annotated as regulator of G-protein signaling 21-like. Bases 33 to 647 code for a protein of 204 amino acids. The transcript is spliced from 5 exons. NCBI's taxonomy places the organism in Eukaryota, Metazoa, Chordata, Actinopteri, Clupeiformes, Clupeidae. The record is from RefSeq and is a predicted model, not a curated record.
GAUUUCAACAGUGCCUGAGCAGCCUCUGAACCAUGAGAGAAACCAAUGUGUGUUUGAGAGAGAUGGCAUGUGUAAUGUGUAUGAACAGCUCCGACAUUCAUUUGGACAAAAAUGCAAAUAAAAAGAGAAACUGGAGGACUCGAUUAAGCCAUUUACUAAAGAAGUCAACUUCACCAAGGAAUAAAUUGAACAAGCCAACAACUGAUGAGUUGGACCAAUGGGCCCAGUCACUGGACAAACUGCUGAGUAGUCGAUAUGGGAGAAUCGCCUUCGAAGUGUUCUUGAAGUCAGAGUUUUGUGAGGAGAACUUACAGUUUUGGCUUGCCUGUGAAGACUUCAUGCAGAUUAAGUCACCCAACAAACUUCCAUCUCGGGCCAGAAGCAUCUAUGAGCAGUUCAUCAAAUGUGAAUCACCGAAAGAGGUGAACCUGGACUUCUACACCAGAGAUGCCAUUGAACAGUCCCUACACAACCCAUCUCUCUCAUGCUUCCUUGCUGCCCAGACUAAAGUGUACAGCUUGAUGGAGAACAACUGCCAUCCUCGCUUCCUCCUCUCCUCUCUCUACAGUGACCUUCAAACAGCAGCAAGGCAGAGGGAGCCAUGUUUGCACAUCCAAACAAAACCUAGAGAGGACAUCUGUAGCUAAAUGGACUUUUCAAAUUUUGGGGAGCAUUUGACAAGAUGUUCUGCAAAGACUUACCAGCAACUGGUGGACUUUUUGUUUGGGGUAACAUUCCCAAAAUGAGAUGUUGACUGUUUUGCUAUGAGAGGGAAAGAGCUCUCAAAGGACAUUUCCCCUCUUGCCACUGUUGAAUGUGGUCUGUGAUCAGUUGAGUUAUGGCAUGAGACCAGACAACAUUUAAUCCAGCAAACAGCCCUGCAAAAUGUGUUUUUGUGAUAUAAUACGUUUAUUUAUUUAAUAUGGAAGGAUUUUGAAGGUGACUUUGUUGAUGUAAAUACAGCCAAGUAUGUAUGCUUUAUAGCCAAGUAUGUAUGCUUUAUCUGUUGCCUUGUCAUAACUACAUAGAUGUAUGCUAUUUCCAUUGCACCAUUUGGCCACUUUCUUUACAUAAUGUUUCACAUUUAGAUCAAGAUCAACAGAGUUCAAGUUUACACUCACCAGGGUCAGUGGUAAAUACUUGCUUGCCAGUGCCACUUAAGAGGACACAAGGAGAGUUCCUUUUAUGGUUUCCCCCACAAUCCUCCUGAUCCUACUGAGGCAGCUGGACUGCCAGAGCACUUUUUGGAUGAAAGAAGUUUUAUGUUUGGACCUGACUGUAUUUUUACCAUCAAUAAAAAUUUGUAAUUGUAA